Molecule: messenger RNA, 779 nt
Organism: Neofelis nebulosa (Clouded leopard)
Lineage: Eukaryota; Metazoa; Chordata; Mammalia; Carnivora; Felidae
Gene: SPCS1
Product: signal peptidase complex subunit 1
Exons: 4
Coding region: 1-489 (162 amino acids)
Biological process (GO): protein targeting to ER
Cellular component (GO): signal peptidase complex; endoplasmic reticulum membrane
Source: RefSeq, a predicted model, not a curated record
AUGGUGCGGGGCGGAGCCUCGGGCCGUUCGGGUCUGUGGGAGACAUCCGCUUCCGGGGCCGCGGCCGUCUCAUUGCCCGGCUCUGCGGGCCCGCGGUCCUGCACUUGGAACCCGACCCCGGCGCCUACGAUCCCUGAGUCGCGCCUGCCUUCGCUCUGCCGCCAGCUUUCUCAGUCAGUCAUGCUGGAGCAUCUGAGCUCGCUGCCCACGCAAAUGGAUUACAAGGGGCAGAAGCUAGCUGAACAGAUGUUUCAGGGAAUUAUUCUUUUUUCUGCAAUAGUUGGAUUUAUCUACGGGUACGUGGCUGAACAGUUCGGGUGGACUGUGUACAUAGUUAUGGCCGGAUUUGCUUUUUCGUGUUUGUUGACACUUCCUCCAUGGCCCAUUUAUCGCCGGCAUCCCCUCAAGUGGUUACCUGUUCAAGAUUCAGGCUCCGAAGACAAGAAACCAGGGGAAAGAAAAGUUAAGAGGCAUGCUAAAAAUAAUUAGGGUUUUCAUGAUUCAGCUUUACUGUUGCACCUGCUUUCGUUUUGUAUGAGAUGAGCUAAAUUGUUUUCGUAUCCAAAACAUGAGUUGAAACCCAUCGCUGCUCCUCCAGCACAGCUGUGUAUAGAUUUUGUUGUCUUUAUAUUUCAUUUCUAACUCCGUUGGCUUUUGACUUAUAAUUAUUUUAGGGCUUCUCUUCAUAAUCUUUAUCUGAAAUGAGAGCAGAAAACACAAGUAUGCAAAGUUUCUUUCAGGUCUACAAAAAUAAUGAAUAAAUGCCUCAUAAAAGUACA